AGACGGCACCGUCGGAUCCUUUGGGAAAGGGAGGAGAACUGGGGGAUCCCCCUCGCUUCGCAGAGGCGAGAGCUGGGAGUUUGCAACCAGGACGCGGAACGGAGGAGGAGGAGGAGGAGACGGGCAGAGGAGGAGAAAGGAAAACUCCAGGCACUGCGUGCGACCCGCGACCCGCCGUCCUCGUCCAUCCAUCCAGCAAGCAAACGAGCGACCCACCAGACACGACAUGGCCCUUGGUCCCUCUCAACUAGCCCAGACCGGCGGCCGAAAAAGUGGACCGAAAGCGCUGUUUUUUUUAGGGUGCACCUUGUGGAUGUCUUUUUGCCCCUUCCGAUCUCUUGCUUUCAACCUGGACACGACGUACGUGGUCCUCAAGAAAGGGAAAACCCCGGACAGCUUCUUCGGGCUCUCCGUGGCUCUGCACCAUCAAGCGAAUCCGCACAAAUACCUGCUGCUUACUGGAGCUCCACGGGAUGUGGCUGUAGAGAUGGAGAACAGCACGCGGUUGGGCGCCAUGUACGCUUGCCCUUUGACAGCGGCCACUGACGACUGUGAACGAGUGGACAUUGAAGUAUCAAGCAACCCCCGGAAUAACAUUGUUGAAGACAUGUGGUUGGGGGUGACAAUUGCAAGCCAAAGAACAACAUCUGGGAGAGUGAUGGCUUGUGCUCACCGUUACACCAGGAUCUUGUGGUCCGGCAAUGAAGGCCAGAGGCGCAUGGUGGGGAAGUGCUAUAUCCGUGGCAACGACUUGAGCCUUCAGGAGGAAGAUGAGUGGCAGACGUACCAUAAUGAGAUGUGCAAUGCCAACACUGACAUCGAGUCGACCGGCAUGUGUCAGAUGGGAACCAGUGGUGGCUUUACCUCCAACAGUGUUUAUUUUGGAGCCCCUGGUGCUUACAAUUGGCAAGGAACUGGUUAUGUGAUCCAGCGCGAGGGCUGGGAACAACAUGAUUUCUCCUAUCCCGAUGAGAAGCAUGGGAACAGCUAUCUGGGGUAUACCAUUGAGGCGAGCACUGCUGUCCUACACAGACAGAUUACCACCUUCGUCACAGGAGCCCCCCGCUUUAAUCACACAGGAGCUGUUUUCCUGAUGGUAAAUGGCAGUGAGACACUUCAGAAAAAUCAGAUGCUCUUUGGAGAGCAAGUGGGCUCCUAUUUUGGUAGUUCUGUUGCCCUGGUCGACCUCAACAAUGAUGGGUGGAAGGAUUUGAUCAUCGGAGCCCCAUAUUACUUUGACCGGAAAGAGGAAAAAGGUGGGGCUGUCUAUGUGUACAUGAAUCUCGGUGGGAUCUUCCACACCAGCCCAAAUCUCACCCUGACGGGCCCCAGCAAUUCUUCCUUUGGCCUUGCUGUGGCCAGCAUUGGAGACAUUGAUAAGGAUGAUUUCCAAGAUAUUGCCAUUGGGGCUCCAUUUGAGGGUUCCGGAAAAGUAUAUAUUUACCACAGCAGCGUGGGAGGACUUGUUGAUAAACCCCGGCAGAUCAUUAGUGGAGAAGAUAUUGGCCCUGGCAUCACCACCCUGGGCUACUCUUUCAGUGGUGGAAUGGAUGUGGAUGGGAACUCCUAUCCUGAUCUUCUCGUGGGAACCCUCUCUGAAAAUAUAUUGCUGUUCAGAGCCCGCCCAGUGAUCAACAUCGUAUCCAAGACUUUUACAGUUACCCCCAGCACUCUGGACCCAGCCAAAUGUACUAAGGACUCUUGCAUCAACGUGAAGUUCUGUUUUUCCUAUUCCCAAAGUGCUGGAGACCCCAAUUACAAGGAGACUAUCAAACUGAACUAUGUCAUAAAGGCUGAUCAGGACCGUCGUCCACCUCGAGUACAUUUUGCCGGGAGGCAGUCCGCCGUCUACGAGGGAACGUUCUCCAUGCCCAACAAGCAGUGCCAGACUCUGAAGGUCCUCCUAUUGGAUAAUGUGCGAGACAAGCUUCAUCCCAUUAGAUUCUCCAUGAACUAUUCUCUGAAAGAAGAACCAAGGAGUUUCCUCUUGGGUCUGCACUCCCUUGAUGCCUUUCCUGUCUUGAAUGAAGACCAGCACCAUGAGAAUCAUACAGAGAUCCAGUUCCAGAAAGAAUGUGGGACUGACAACAAAUGUAACAGCAACCUGAAGAUUCAAGCUGUUUUUCUGAAUGAUCAGAACAAGAGGCUGCCCAGGCGGAAUGGUGUUCAGGUGUUACAAUACAGCCGUGAUGUCAAGAAACUGAACCUGAGCAUCAGUGUCACCAAUAAGCCAACAUCGCCUACUAAUGGAGAGGAUGCUCACGAAGCCCUUCUCAACAUCACCUUCCCGCCCUUCCUGCUGCCUUCCUCUGUUCGGCCGAGCGGCGCCUGCACUUUUGAGGAGACAGUGUUGUGUGAAAUAGGAAACCCUUUCAAAAAGAACCAGCAGGCAGAACUCAUCAUCACAUUUGAAGUUACUGCAAUUUCGCUGUAUACUCAGAAUGUUACUGUACAAGUGAAACCGUCCACGAUAAGUAUUCAAGCAGAUCUCGUGUCUGUGUCAGCAGUUCUAUUGGUGGACUACACUAUUGAUGCAUCACUAAGGAUAAUCCAGUCAUGGCAGCAGUCAUCUUUUAGUGGGACAGUCGUAGGUGAGUCAGCCAUGAAACACGAGCAAGAUGUGGGGAGUCCGAUCAGCUUUAACUUCCAGGUGCUCACCAAGGGCGAGUCUUUGGGUUCCUUGGGCACCAUCACAUUAGGCUUUGAGUGGCCCUAUGAAGCCAGCAAUGGGAAAUGGCUGCUGUACCCGACGGACAUCCUGGUGAAAGGGAAUGGGAGCUGGUUCUGUGAGCCCCCUGGUCAGGUCAUCAACCCCCUCAACCUCAGCCUCAGCCUCAAUGGACUUAACGGCAGCAACAUAAUGUCACGGAAGAAACGUGAGCUGGAAGCAUCUGCCAAAAGUGAGCUUCCCAUCACUUUGGCAUCUUCAAAGAAAGCCAAGCCAGAAACAUUAUUGAACUGUUCCAAAGGAAGUCGCUGCAUUUGGUUUGAGUGUCCCUUGAGGGACAUUGGAGCUGUGACAGAGGUGAUAAUCCGAGCACGGGUGUGGAACAGCACAUUCAUUGAGGAUUACCGUGACUUUGAUCGUGUGCAAGUAACUGGAGAAGCCACACUGUUUCUCAGGACAAACGUCUCAACAAUCAACAUGAAAAACCAUACAGUGAGGUAUACUGUGAACAUUGACUCUGCACUGAGUGAAGAACAGCCGGCCGAGAUUGAGCUCUGGGUGGUGCUGGUCGCAGCUGCAGCUGGCCUUCUGCUUUUGGGAAUCAUCGUUUUGCUAUUGUGGAAGUGCAACUUUUUCAAGAGAACCCGCUAUUAUAGAAUCAUGCCAAAAUACCAUGCCAUUCGGAUCCGGCAGGAGGAGCGCUAUCAGCCAGCGGGUGGUUUCCUGCCUCCAAAGCACAAGAAGCAGUGGGUGACAAACUGGCGAGAAACGGGAAGAUACUACUGAUGCCUUCACUCCCACCGUCUCCUUUUCAUGUUCACGGGCUGCUUUGCUUUCUUUUGUAAAUAGUGCUGGACCAACAAAGGAACUGUUAUUUAAAUCUAAAUUAUAUGACUGUAGGUCAGGGAUGACCCAAAGCUUUCUCCUCCAGCGACACUGUGAUCUUAAGCAGAACACGCUCCUUGCAAGAUGGACCACCUGGUAGGCAUUUAUGGGACACGAGGCACAAAACAGGCAGCUUUUUUCAUUUCUAUUGAUGGAUAUCUCUCUUUUUAAAAUCACCAUUGUGUGCAAGAAGGGGACGGAUUAGAAAGUUAGCUUAGCUUUGCACUGGGUGCCUACGUAACCAAACUGACUGCAUUUGUGUAAGUACUUGUGUUAGUGACCCAAACACUAGAAUGUUUGUCCUCUGGCUACGAUUUUUUGGAGCUAAUUAUGAUUUCAUGAGGAGAUGAUUUAUAUUGACAUUCAAUUUCCAGUCAAAUGAAUUAUAAUCUUAGAACUCCAGAGGUGGAAGGGACCCUAUGGAUCGUCAAGUCCAGCCCCUGUCAAGGA
Molecule: messenger RNA, 4003 nt
Organism: Pogona vitticeps (central bearded dragon)
Lineage: Eukaryota; Metazoa; Chordata; Lepidosauria; Squamata; Agamidae
Gene: ITGA3
Product: integrin subunit alpha 3
Biological process (GO): cell-cell adhesion; leukocyte migration; integrin-mediated signaling pathway
Cellular component (GO): external side of plasma membrane; integrin complex
Molecular function (GO): integrin binding
Source: RefSeq, a predicted model, not a curated record